CAGAGCAUGCGUUCGCUGGUGGCCAUGGACUUCACGGGCAGCUGCGGCCGCGUGGUCAGUGACCCGGUCGAGGCCAAGGCUAUCGAGCUGGCGGAGGGACACCACUUGCGGCGCACCAACGCCCUCAAGCGGCUCUCAGAGCUGGCCUCCGGCUCAUCGGUGCGUGACAUAGAGGGCGCCAUCCAUACCAUGCAGCCCUGGUUCCACGGCACGCUCAACCGAGAGGAGGCUUCGCAGCUGCUCCAUAAGCACAACGGCCGGGACGGUGUGUUCCUGGUUCGUGAGAGUCGCAGCAACCCAGUGGCGUUUGUGUUGUCGUUCGCGUACCGGAUGAAGCUCUACCACGCCCAGAUCAUGCCGGUGAAGGACACGAGUCAGACGCCGCCCACCUGUUACUACUCGCUGGACGGCGGCAAGACGCGCUUCUACGACCUGCUGCAGCUGGUCGAGUUCUACCAGCUGAACUCGGGCGUCCUGCCGACGCGGCUCGUCUUCUUCAUCACGCACGCCACGCCGGCGGCCUCGGCGCUCCGACACGUGGCGCAGAGCUUUUAACGCUCGCGCGGCGCACGGCCCGACGCGUGGCGCCCCCUCGUGACGUAGUCGCCGACCAUUGACGCGGUUCUAGUUACUCGCCGACGCGGCGGCGGCCGCUGAGAGUGGCCCGGCCGCCGCGCCGGCCGCUGGGAGCGUCGCUUGCUGCCAGUGCACCACUGCAAUAUGUCACCCGCCAGCCUGUCCCGCCCCGGCGCCGGCUGGCACGGUGGCCCCGGCGCGCCUGAUGCGUACAUGUAGCCUAGAUCGGACCAAAGAAUGUGGCCUGGCCCGACCGGUGUGACUGGGGAUUGUCUUGGGGCCUGCCGCCCGGCGGUUGGUCCCUGGCACUCUUGUAUUUUGUACAGACGGCGCGUACCCCGUGUGUUGGUGAGAGGCGGGGAUGCCCUCAGAGCACGUGUGAAGGAGAUCCUCCGUGUGGAUCGUGUACAGUGUACAUACAGUUGGGUGUGGCAGUGUGCGGGUGCGCGUGCUCGGGACGCUGGUGGCCGUGCUGGCCCCAGGUCCCGAUUGUGACCCGGCGUCAGGAUUACAGGGUCGGUAGUGUGGCGGGCGGGCGAGCGGGCGGCGGGACGCCGAGCCUACCACCUGGCGGUGCGUCGCCGCCAUCGCCCUUUCUCUUCUAGUCACUGGGUGGCGGCACGCGGCCGUUUGUACCGCGCGUGUUUUUGAGUGUUUUUUUCUGGGGGGGGGGGGGGGGGGAGACGCUAUGAGAGACGGAGACAGACGUAAUUACCGUAAUAACCUGUGGUUGAUGUUUCAAACAUUGUGCCCCAACUUAGGCAGCGCCCAUGGCGAUGCCAAGAGACAAAGGGGGAGAUAAUUCCAAUAAUUGAGUCGCAGUGGGAGUCGUUGACCUGGCUGCCUGGCAGCGUGCGCGUGUGGCGCGGGCAGCUGCACUACAGCUGUGGAGGCGGGCGGGCAGUAGUACUGCAGCCCGGGCCUUGCAGUGGUGUCGUGUCCCAUGCCACGGGUUCCGGCCCGGCCGGCCUCGUCGGCCCGGUCGGUGUCCCUCGGCAGGGGGCAGGGCAGGGGUGACUGAAGGUCGCCUUCCGAUCUCAUUGGCCGCUCUGCAGCCGCGGCGCAGUAUUCAGUUCGUGUAGAGGACUUGGUCGGGGCUGUCCCCGUACGUUUCUCCAGUCUCUCGUCAGAUAUGUUGCUGACAAACUGCUGUGUAAUCUCUCUGAACUGCUGUGUAAUCUCUCGAUCAAGUUCAGCGUUGCCCAAUGCGAUUGCGUUUUUGUGCUGCUGGGUUUAGUAUGUGUCCUUUCUUAUUGUUACCUUCUUAUUUUAUUGUUUCCAGUCAUGAGUCUGGCAGUACCCGCAUAAAAAUACAAGCUUUGCAAACAA
Messenger RNA from Pollicipes pollicipes, 1905 nucleotides. Its product is annotated as growth factor receptor-bound protein 10. NCBI's taxonomy places the organism in Eukaryota, Metazoa, Arthropoda, Thecostraca, Pollicipedomorpha, Pollicipedidae. The record is from RefSeq and is a predicted model, not a curated record.